AUGUAUCCUUCAGAUGGACAGCAGCCUGAGUGUAAGAUCAAACCCAAAACCAUGGCUCUGAGACCCAGGGAGGGGCUCAAGUUCUGUAAUCAGUACACCUUUGGCAAACCACAUCUGAUGCCCAGAUGCCUUACUAUCAGUGAGAAGGAAACCUCCAUGGAUGUGUUCUUUCGACGUCACUUUAAAAGGAAGGAGGGUGUUUUUGCUAGGCCGGGCAGUGAAGGGUCUGAGCCAUGCCGAACAAGGAGACCCAGCAUUGCUGUACCAGCGAGCCGUGCUCGCAGGCGUUCCAGCGCAGGUUUUGCCUCGGCUACGCUAGCCCAGAGAAGGAAAUCCAGUGUCCAGCUCCAGUCACUUCAAUCACUCCAGUCUCUGUCUCAUGCUGCCAGCAGCCGAUCCAUUAAGACUGGUAAUGCGAGGCGGCGUUCAAGCACCACCACUCCAGGUGCAAAUCCACGGUUUGCUGUACGCCGCAAGAAAGCAAGUAAGUUACGUAACAUCGACACGCACCUUCUUGGCCCCUCCAUGCUCCUUGCCAGCCUCAUCCAAAUGACAGAGGAGGAAGAGAAAGUCCGGGACCAAGCAGUUGGACAGGUGGAAUUGAAAGGGAACAUGUCCUACGUCUGCCCGGACCCACUGAUUUCAGAAGGAGACAGCGAAAGUGAUAGUCCAAACUCUACUUCUGACUCUGACAAUGAUCAGUACUCAGAGCCAUGUGAUGAGCAUCUUAUGGAUUUACCAGAGCAGGAGUUAAAAAAUUGCUCUGUUUUGUGCCAGCGGAACUGCCUGCCUCUAAGCGUGGUGGUCGAGCGAGUCCAGGCCCAUACGCUAAUCCGUGUUCCACGAUGUCUCAGGAGAAAUUCCUCGUACCUUGUCCCUGCUGAAGGUGGCCUACAAGGGCGUUAUUGCCAAAGAAGGCGCUGCAGACGGGUAUCUACCAUCGCCAAGGCAGGCAGCCCUUGGCCAGGAAGAGGUCAACCUCUGCCUAGUCGCAGGAACUCCACUUGUUGGAAGACGCACACUGCUUUUAACCAGUUAAUGGGGGCCCAUUACGAUCCUUCACUAGAGUCAUGGAGUGGCUUCCUCUCAAAAGCUAUUGCCAAGUCUGGUGUUCAGAACCAAACCAACCAAUCAACUACUUUGGCGACCAAGUGUGAAUCUAACCAAGAGAUUUCCCAGACUGUAGACUGGACCGAGAAUGCUCAGUUCGGACAACACGUCUGGUUUGAGACCAGUCUUUCUGGAGAUUUCUGCUAUGUUGGAGAGCUUUUCUGCUUUGCCAAAUCACUGCAAAAAUCACUGCCUCGCUAUAAAUGUGCUGCUUGCAAAAUAGCCGUCCAUACAAUAUGCAUGGAGCAGCUAGAGAAGAUUAACUUCAGGUGCAAGCCCUCGUUUCGGGAUCCAGGUACAAGAAACGUGCGAGAGCCAUGUACUGUACGGCAUCACUGGGUUCAUAGGAGGCGGCAGGAUGGGAAGUGCAGGCAAUGCGGAAAGGGUUUCCAGCAAAAGUUCUUCCACAAUAAAGACAUAGUUGCCAUCAGUUGCUCUUGGUGCAAACAAGCGUACCACAAUAAGGUGACCUGUUUCAUGCUACAGCACAUUGAGGAGACAUGCACUCUUGGUGCGCAUGCUGCUGUUAUAGUUCCUCCUACCUGGAUCAUUCGUGUGCGCAGACAGCAGGCUUCCCUUAAGUCUAGUAAAAGGAGGAAAAAGACGUCGCUGAAAUGCAAGGCCAGCAAGAAAAGCACAGAGGACGGCAAAUGGAAGCACUUUGUAGUCAAGCCGAUUCCCUCUCAGCUCAUGAAGCCGUUGCUUGUGUUCGUGAAUCCGAAGAGUGGUGGAAAUCAGGGAACAAAAAUUAUUCGGUCUUUUUUGUGGUACCUAAACCCAAGACAAGUGUUUGAUCUCACUCAAGGAGGCCCUAGAGAGGGGUUAGAAAUGUACCGCAAAGUGCCCAAUCUGCGCAUCCUGGUAUGUGGAGGAGAUGGAACGGUUGGCUGGAUCCUGUCAGUGCUGGAUGAGCUGCAGUUGAAUCCUCAGCCCGCUGUUGCUGUUCUCCCACUUGGCACAGGAAACGACCUGGCCAGAACACUCAACUGGGGAGGGGGCUACACAGAUGAGCCGGUGUCCAAAAUCCUGUCUCAUGUGGAGGAUGGGAACAUUGUGCAGCUGGACCGCUGGAACCUCAGUGUGGAGCCUAAUCCAGAGGCCAGCGAAGACGAGAAAGACGAACACCAAACAGACAAGCUUCCCAUUGAUGUCUUUAACAACUACUUCAGCCUGGGAUUUGAUGCCCAUGUAACCUUAGAGUUCCACGAAUCCCGAGAGGCCAAACCUGAAAAAUUCAACAGCCGUCUUCGGAAUAAGAUGUUCUACGCGGGGACGGCAUUCUCUGACUUCCUUAUGGGCAGCGCAAAAGACCUGUCUAAGAAUAUUCGAGUGGUGUGUGAUGGCACAGACCUCACUUGUAAAGUUCAGGAGAUGAAGCUACAGUGUUUGCUCUUCCUCAACAUACCCAGAUAUUGUGCAGGUACAACGCCAUGGGGCAACCCUAGUGACCACCAUGACUUUGAGCCUCAGAGGCAUGAUGACGGCUACAUAGAGGUUAUUGGAUUCACCAUGACGUCUUUGGCCACGCUGCAGGUGGGAGGCCACGGCGAAAGGCUGCAUCAGUGUCAGGAGGUGACUCUCACCACCUUCAAGCCGAUUCCUGUGCAGGUCGACGGGGAGCCGUGCAGACUGGCUCCAUCUGUUAUCCACAUAACUCUCAGGAACCAGGCCAACAUGCUGCAGAAGACCAAGAGGAGAAUCUCCCUCCCACAGCUCAAUGAUCAGCAGCCCAUCUCUGAGCAGCUGCAUAUCCAAGUGAGCCGAAUCAGCAUGCGUGACUAUGAGGCUUUACACUAUGACAAAGAUCAGCUCAAAAAAGCCUCUAUUCCUCUGGGAAUCAUUACUAUCCAAGCAGACAGCGAUUUGGAGACGUGUCGUCUGCACAUCGAGAGGAUUCACGAGGAUGAGGAGAAUUCGGACCAUACAGCGACCAUACCUAAGCUCUCACCAAAAUGGUGCUUCCUAGACUCCACAACUGCAGAUCGAUUCUACAGAAUAGACCGUGCUCAGGAGCAUCUGAACUAUGUGACUGAGAUCUCGCAGAAUGAGCUUUUUAUCCUGGACCCUGAGCUGAUCACUAAGGAAACGGUGGGCACAUCUACUGGAAUGCCAGAAAUGGUAGACACACUGGGAGAGAACUCGAAUAGCUCUGACCAGAUUGCCUUCCCCGCAUGCCCUGCCACAUCGUCACCAUUUUAUAGAGUGAAUGAAGAUCCAUCUGCAGCUCUGAAACCUCACACGUCCUGCGAUGUCGUCGGUGCAGAGGAACAGGCUGAUGUGCUGGAAUCCACACACAAAGACAUUUGCAAUACUCGCAGAUCAGAUAUGAAAAUGUCCAGAAAUGAAAAUGAUAAAGAGACUAUGAAAAUGCUAAUCACAAGUGUGAAGUCAGAUAAUUUCAAAAAGCUUGUAGAGUUACACAAAGAAGGAGCCAAUCUCGCAGUAUCUGAUGCACUGGGCUGUACUCUGCUGCACUAUGCUGUAGAUAAUGGCAACAAGGAAAUGGUCAGAUACAUCAUAGAUAAUGCUCCUGGUAGUAUCCUGGAUGUUUCAGAAAGAGAUACAGGUGAGACAGCACUACACAAAGCAGCAGCAUUAUCCCAGAGGACGAUCUGUGGCUACUUGGUGGACGCAGGAGCUUCCCUCGCAAAGACCGACCUACAGGGUGAUACUGCAAAGGCCCAUGCUGAGAGAGCUCAAGACUGGAAGCUGGCUGAGUAUUUGGAAAACCAACAGCAUCACCAGAUGAUUCAGAGGGACGACCAUGAGACGGCGGUAUAGCCAACCACGCGUACUGUUCUUAUAAUCCACUGAGAAAAUGCACCCGCUUUUUUUUUUUUCUUUAACGACACCAGGCCAGCAUGCCGGUCUAAAUGAAAACGGUUCAUUUCUUUCUUGACUUUAUAGCCAAAACGAAAUGGAAAAAAAAAACCCCAAAAAAACUUUAUGUCCUGUUGUAGCUGCAUGAAUGCUUUUCUUGUACUAUGGGUCAUUUUAUAGAUAAUUAACAUAUAUUAUUUUUUUUUACGUCAGGGUUAGAUGAACUAAACUAAAUCUGACUGUGGCUUUAGCCUUUUAUUAAGCAAACCACUUAAACCUCAAAACAGACCAUUGUGGACUUUUUUUGCUGUAUUUAAAGGAUCUAUUUUACUUUUAACUAGAUAUUUACUGGCCAGAUAAUUACAGGGCCUGUAUAAACUUUGGAAACACCUAGUUUUUUAAGGUUUUUAAGAGACACGUAAUUUUAUAUAUAUAUAUAUAUA
Molecule: messenger RNA, 4373 nt
Organism: Silurus meridionalis
Lineage: Eukaryota; Metazoa; Chordata; Actinopteri; Siluriformes; Siluridae
Gene: dgkzb
Product: diacylglycerol kinase, zeta b
Exons: 34
Coding region: 1-3891 (1296 amino acids)
Biological process (GO): diacylglycerol metabolic process; regulation of synaptic transmission, glutamatergic; lipid phosphorylation
Cellular component (GO): nucleus
Molecular function (GO): ATP-dependent diacylglycerol kinase activity; protein binding
Source: RefSeq, a predicted model, not a curated record